GCCAUGUCGUUUCGGAAGGUGGUGCGGCAGAGCAAGUUCCGGCACGUUUUUGGGCAGCCGGUGAAGACGGAGCAGUGCUACGAUGACAUCCGCGUCUCCCGCGUCACUUGGGACAGCACCUUCUGCGCUGUCAACCCCUCCUUCGUCGCCAUCAUCGUGGAGGCCAGCGGCGGCGGCGCCUUCCUCGUCCUACCCCUGCACAAGACCGGGCGCAUCGACAAGUCGUACCCCACGGUGUGCGGGCACACGGGCCCCGUCCUCGACAUCGACUGGUGUCCCCACAACGACCACGUCAUCGCCAGCGGCUCAGAGGACUGCACCGUCAUGGUCUGGCAGAUCCCCGAGAACGGGCUCAGCCAGCCGCUGACGGAGCCGGUGGUGGUGCUGGAGGGGCACUCGAAGCGCGUGGGCAUCAUCGCCUGGCACCCCACCGCCCGCAACGUCCUGCUCAGCGCAGGCUGUGACAACGUGGUGCUGAUCUGGAACGUGGGCACGGCGGAGGAGCUGUACCGCCUGGAGGGACUGCACCCCGAUCUCAUCUACAGCGUCAGCUGGAGCCGCGACGGCGCCCGCUUCUGCACCGCCUGCAAGGACAAGAGCGUCCGCGUCAUCGACCCCCGCCGCGGCACCGUGGUGGCCGAGAAGGAGCGGGCGCACGAGGGGGCACGGCCCAUGCGGGCCAUCUUUUUGGCCGACGGCAAGAUCUUCACCACCGGCUUCAGCCGCAUGAGCGAGCGGCAGCUGGCGCUGUGGGACAUGGAGAAUCUGGAGGAGCCCAUGGGGCUGCAGGAGCUGGACUCCAGCAAUGGGGCUCUGCUGCCCUUCUACGACCCCGACACCAACGUGGUCUACGUCUGCGGCAAGGGUGACUCGAGCAUCCGGUACUUUGAGAUCACGGAGGAGCCCCCCUACAUCCACUUCCUCAACACCUUCACCAGCAAGGAGCCCCAGCGGGGCAUGGGCUGGAUGCCCAAGCGCGGGCUGGACGUCAGCAAGUGCGAGAUCGCCAGGUUCUACAAGCUGCACGAGCGCAAGUGUGAGCCCAUCAUCAUGACGGUGCCAAGGAAGUCGGACUUGUUCCAGGACGACCUGUACCCCGACACGGCGGGCCCCGAGGCGGCGAUGGAGGCGGAGGAGUGGGUGGCGGGCCGGACGGCGGGGCCGGUGCUGGUGUCCCUGCGCCAGGCCUACGUCCCCAGCAAGCAGCGGGACCUCAAGGUGAGCCGCCGCACCCUCCUCCACGAGAGCUGCCCCCCCGCCACCGCCGGCCCCACCACGCCGCCCCCCACGCCCCCUGCCACGCCCGCCCCCGCCCGCCUCAGCGCCCCCCCGGCCCUGGGCACCGUCCCCUCUGCGCCCACGGGGGGCGGGCGGCUGGAGGAGGUGCUGCAGGAGGUGGCGGCGCUGCGGGUGCUGGUGGCGGAGCAGGGCCAACGCAUCGCCCGCCUGGAGGAGCAGCUCAGCCGCCUCGAGAACGGCCACGUCUAG
Molecule: messenger RNA, 1488 nt
Organism: Gavia stellata (red-throated loon)
Lineage: Eukaryota; Metazoa; Chordata; Aves; Gaviiformes; Gaviidae
Gene: CORO1B
Product: coronin 1B
Exons: 10
Coding region: 4-1488 (494 amino acids)
Biological process (GO): actin filament organization; cell migration
Molecular function (GO): actin filament binding
Source: RefSeq, a predicted model, not a curated record